AUGCUGAGAUGUGGCUGCGCCCGAUGUGGAUGUCGAGCCUUUGUUCGCAUCUUGCUCGCUGAGCGUUGCUUCUACGGCGACGAGAAGCUGAGCAGGGCCCUUUUGAUUCUCGAGUUUCGAGUUGGUGUGGUGGCGGAUCUUGGAGAGCGCGCUGUGCAGGCUGUCGAGGCUAGCGGCGGCGGCACCUGCCGAAGCAUCCAUAUCGAGGGAGGCCAUUUUGAGUCAGCAAGUGAUGCCGUGACCUGCGGUGAUGGUAUCGAUGGCGCGGACGGUGACCGAUUAGAGGGUGUCAGGCGCAGGAAAAAGGGACCGCUCUGGUGGAGCAGACUGUGCUCGACAAGCACGGGCUGUGUUGAUCCUUAUCGCCUUCAGGGCCAAUAG
Molecule: messenger RNA, 381 nt
Organism: Pseudozyma hubeiensis SY62
Lineage: Eukaryota; Fungi; Basidiomycota; Ustilaginomycetes; Ustilaginales; Ustilaginaceae
Product: ATP-dependent RNA helicase DBP7
Exons: 1
Coding region: 1-381 (126 amino acids)
Source: RefSeq, a predicted model, not a curated record